GAACACUUACUUCACUACUAAUCAAAAUUAUCAUAGGUGGCUACAUACUUACUAAUUGACCGACACACCAGUGGGGCUUUAUGAAGCAGUACGUUUGCCUUCUGAAAUUGUUUGAAUACAAGUUCUGGCCUCACUACAAUAGAUCAAACUAAUGGUCACAGUGGUUCAAGGCUUCUAUAGAAGAAGUUCAGCUUCUCCUGUAUAUUCUAGAUAAUUCCGCAUGUUCUUGCAUAAAAAAGUAUUUGGACAAGGACGAGAGUGCUCAUUGAAUACCGAGCUUAUCUCGCAUGAGAUCAUUUCAUCUACUUAGGAUGAGAUACAAAUUACCUAAUUGCUACUUUUUUGGACCCGAAGUUCAACCAAAAUUAUUUCGGAGUUCUUGAAACAGUCCGACAGAGAAUCUCAUUGGUGUGUAUAAAACAUCUUGCGACGAAAAAUGAAAAUAAUAGUCAGUAUAGUUGCAGGUUGAGCCAUACUUUUUGAGAUAAUAAUUUCAUAUUCUCUAGUAACAUGCAGAAGCACCGGUUCUGGAGUGUGAUUUGAUAAAGUUGAAAUCAUGUGAACCCUCGAGGUCUAUUGACUGAUAUAAUGAACAAAUACAAAAUAUAUAACGGCUUAAUUUUUUCUUACAGGAUUGAGUUUUUAUUGUGAAUACCCCUGCUAGUUCCGGAUACAUCGUUAUCAAACAUACGACAUCUAUACAUUUUUCCGCAAUAUUUUUGGGACUCUUCCAGCUCAGAAGGCUGAUUUGGCCAACUUACUUUUCUAUGCCCAUAAAGAUCGAAGUUCAACUCACAAGCAAUUUUUUUGCGACAUCCUUCAUCGUCCACACCGAGGGCAGCGAAAAGAAGUUCUAGCAAGUCAUGUUCAUCAAUUGCUUCCAUUGAACGUUCGCCUAAGUCCCUUUUCCGGCGACCCCAGCCGCUGAAAUAUGUCGACGGUUGGUAUCCGCCAUGAAGCCACUGAAAUCCCGGAAAAACAUCAGGAGUUGAAUGUGCUGAUUUGUCCUUUUUCCAGUAGUAUCCAUCACCAAAUGCGUAGAUCGCAGCUAAUCCAAUAGCUAUCUUCAAUUUUAUCAUAACCACCGUUGCCAAAUCACUGAACCAGGGCCACCCUGAGGAAAAAUAUGCUUUACUUAGUUAUCAUGAUACAAUUUUUUUUUCAACUCACAAUAAUAAACAUCGUUGUACCAAUACGAAUCGUACGAUUGUCGUCCUUCCACCAUUGCAGUCGCAUUAGAUUCUUUCCUUGUAAUUGCUGCAGACGAACUCACCACUGUGAGAAUGAUCAACAGUUGCACCUUCCCGUCGACAGCCAUUAUUCGUAAUGCAUUAGUAGCUGUUUGGAAUACUUUAAACUUCAUCUCAAAUUUGCGCAACGCAUGGUAAGUGUUAAUCGACUGCGCAAAUAAACAAAUCGUGUCGCGCGGUUCCGGCUACUCGUGAAAACUUAACACCCAUCCUGCUGAUAUAACCAACGAAAGGAAGUAGACAAAAUUAUCCACAAUUAGCAACUGGUUUGUUUGAUAACAGUUACGUUGGUAUAUGAUGUUGGAUUACACGAAUAGGAAAGGUGAAAUGGGCUUUCCCAAUUGACACAUCCGUUAAGUAACACCGGGAACUCGGAAGUGAAGGAAAAUAGAAUUUAUGUAAUAUUAGUUGGGUCUAUGAUGUAAUUUCACCGUCACAUCUGAAAAAUCAUUCAACAGUGAGUACCGCAAUCUGAGAUCUUUUUCUGUGCAUCACUUUCUGUUACUACCAGAAUUCUAUAUGAUCCUAUUACUGGAAAUCAUAAUGCUACAGAAGAAAGCUGUUAUCGUCAGCGUGUAACCAUAUGUCGACUCACCUAUUAACACCUCUUAUUAGCACCUCAAUUGUGCAUCUCAUUCAAUUGGUAAUCUAACGUAUAAAAUGAUCUUCCCUAGGAUAUCGUAAAUUUAGUGGAAAAGGUUGCGUUCAUAUGGCUCGAAGUGUUCCAAUUGAUAGAUCUAGUUAAAAAUUAAUUAACAAAAUGACACAUGUUUGGGAACGAUCAUUGAUCGUAGCAGCGAUUCUAAUAGUAACGGUAGCAGCUGAAGAAAGUGUAUCAGAGCAAUUUUCAAACGAUGUAAACGAGGCACGUGGUCGAAAACGAUUAUUCAAAUUUCUCUUCAAAGUUUUGACCCCCAUGAUAUCAUCACUCUCCACUAUCCUCCUGGUGAAAACCAAAAUCGUGUUGGUGGGUCUUUUUUUAGCUGGAAUCUACUUCUUUGGGCACAAAAUUUGGCCGGGUGGCUUCUGCGGGCAUUCCGUCAUAUCUGAUGAGCCUCCGCCGUAUUUAACGGGUGGAAUUUCCGGUUACCAUUCCCUUGGACCGGAUAUACUGUCCAGCUAUCCCGGUCCGGAAGUUAUCUCCAACUAUCCUGGACCGGAGGCGCUUUCCAGCUAUCAUAGUUCAGGGCCAUCGAAUGCGUACCUCCCGCCCAGCAGUGAUUCGGUGUCAUCGAUUCCACCAUCAGGUGUGCCUUACAGCUCGAGACGAGGCAAACGAGAAGUGAACCCUCAGGAAGAUGGAGAACUGUUGGAUAACGAGAUGUAUUGGACAGAUCAAUUGACCGACAUGGCAUUCCAAUUUCUCGGAGUGAGCACAAGGGCUUGUCGGAAGCGAUUCGUUUGUGAGUUUGAUUUCCACGCUCGAAGAAACCCGCUCUUACUUUUCGCAACCCGGGCAUUGGGACGCGACAUCUUCCACAACUAUCGUGACGUGGGUGAUGAGCGGGCGAAAAAUUAUCAACAUUGCGGACAAAUAUACGCCGAAUGUGGAGUCCCAAAGAGAACACCCCUGCGCAACAAUCGACGUAGAACCACCACCACCACCACCACAACGGAAGAACCGGAAGUGGAAAACGCGCCAUUUUCAGGAGAACAGGAGGAUGAAACAGCGAACGAUAGCUAUAACAGGGUCAAUCUAGAUGACAGCGCAGAACAGAAUGAUGCGAGGGAGCAGCUUAGUGAAUGGGAAUCGGUUAGGAUGGGUCCACUAGGAAAACUGAUUCAACGACGUUCGUCAGCCCAGCGAAUAAGGUUGCGAGGGAACUAAGCGUAAUUGAAACAGUGCGUUGCGUGAUGAGUGGUUUGAAUGGAUAUUGAGCUUAUUGUUUGUUGUGUUCUUUGUGUCAUAUUUAUUUUACAUCUUUUGCGUGAUCUUUUCAACUAUGAGUUAAGGCUGUU
Toxorhynchites rutilus septentrionalis is the source of this 3209-nucleotide messenger RNA. RefSeq lists its product as uncharacterized. The transcript is spliced from 4 exons. Lineage: Eukaryota; Metazoa; Arthropoda; Insecta; Diptera; Culicidae. The record is from RefSeq and is a predicted model, not a curated record. Bases 2011 to 3078 code for a protein of 355 amino acids.